Molecule: messenger RNA, 2140 nt
Organism: Perognathus longimembris pacificus (Pacific pocket mouse)
Lineage: Eukaryota; Metazoa; Chordata; Mammalia; Rodentia; Heteromyidae
Gene: Cep43
Product: centrosomal protein 43
Exons: 13
Coding region: 68-1270 (400 amino acids)
Biological process (GO): microtubule anchoring
Cellular component (GO): centrosome
Molecular function (GO): protein binding
Source: RefSeq, a predicted model, not a curated record
GCCCAGCGGCUUCCGAGGCGGCCGUUGGCCGUGCCCGCGGCUUGGGUGGUUGUCUUGGAGAAGCAAGAUGGCGGCGACGGCGGCGACGGUGGUGGCCGAGGAGGACACGGAGCUGCGGGACCUGCUGGUGCAGACCCUGGAGAACAGCGGCGUCCUGAAUCGCAUCAAGGCGGAGCUCCGGGCAGCGGUGUUCUUAGCCCUGGAGGAGCAGGAAAAGGUAGAGAACAAAACUCCUUUAGUCAAUGAGAGCCUGAAAAAGUUUUUGAAUACGAAAGAUGGACGCUUAGUGGCUAGUCUUGUUGCAGAAUUUCUUCAGUUUUUUAACCUUGACUUUACCUUGGCUGUUUUUCACCCUGAAACCAGCACAGUAAGAUUCCAAGGUUUUGAAGGUCGAGAGAAUUUAGCCCGAGACUUAGGUAUCAUUGAAGCUGAAGGAACUGUGGGUGGACCCUUGCUAUUAGAAGUGAUUAGACGCUCUCAGCACAAAGAGAAAGGGAUUGCUGGUGGGGAGGGUGCCUUGGAGCUAUCUGAUGUACAUUCUCCAUCAAAGUCACCAGAAGGAAAAACAAACUCAAACACAAUCCCAAGUAAGAUACCAAGGUAUAAAGGACAAGGUAAGAAGAAGACAAGCGGGCAGAAGUCUGGUGACAAGAAGGGCAGCCUGGAUGUUAGUCAAAGUGAUACAAGUAUCUCCUCAUCGGAACAGAAGAGCAAAAGCAGUCUGCACUCAUUGGCUCAUGAAACAAAAAUUGGAUCUCUCUUCAGCAAUACCUCUUUAGAUAUCAAAGACAAAGCUGGCCUUGGUCCCGAUGAAGAUGAUAUGGAAGGGGACUCAUUCUUUGAUGAUCCCAUUCCUAAGCCAGAAAAAACUUAUGGCUGGAGAAGUGAACCCAGGAAGCAAGUGGGAAGCCUGGCCUCGCUCUCAGAUGCACCACCCUUGAGGAGUGGACUCAGCUCCCUGGCCGGAGCCCCUUCCUUAAAGGACUCUGAGAGUAAAAGAGGAAGCGCCGUUUUGAAAGAUCUGAAGUUAAUCAGUGAAAAAAUUGGCUCACUUGGGCUAGGCACUGGAGAAGAUGACUAUGCCGAUGACUUUAAUAGUGCCAGUCAUCGCUCAGAAAAAAGCGAACUGAGUAUUGGUGAGGAGAUCGAGGAAGACCUUUCUGUGGGAGUGGACGACAUCAGUGCCAGCGAUAAACUUGAAAAUCUCACACAAGACCUGACAGUGUCCCAGCUCAGUGAUGUCGCCGACUAUCUGGAAGAUGUGGCGUAGGCCCGAAGAAGGAAGUGUUCUCAUCCACAAAGACAAGGGCAGGGGCUCAUCCACUCCAUUUGUUUUGUGUGUUUCAGACAAUCAUUUUUAGCUGGAAUGUCUGCUCCCUAUCGGUGCCUUGCAUUUCAAAAAAGACUUGCAGAUAUUUUUAAAAUUAACUUUUCAUUUUAUGAAACAAAAUACUUCCCUGUAUGAGCUCAUGUGUGUAAGAUGCAAACGACUCUUGUUUUGGUUUAGCUGUACACUUCCUCGAGGAGAUUGAUAGUGUGCACUCAGUGCAUGACCGGGAGGCACUUGUGUGCCGGGCGCAUAGAGCGGUCACGCAGCUGUGGUCUGGUCCAGCUGGCCCCCAGCGUGGCGGCCAGGGCGCGAGCUCUUGGGAGCCUUGCCUUGGUGUAGGCUCUGAAGGCGGGGCCCGCCCACCCGGGCGUUUGGAAUCAGGCGCCUCACUCGGCACCUACGGGUGCGAUGGCCUGGUACACUCGUGUUGUCGUAUUCCUAUGAAACUUGAUGCAUCCACUUGAACUUGUAUUUCCUUCCAUUUGGAAGGGUUGUUAGACCACUGAGGUUUUAUUAAAGUACUCUUGUGUGUGCUGUUUAGUUCUGAUUGUCUUAAAGGAACCUAGAAAUGGUUAUGACUUUUAAUUCAGAAUUGUGGAUAUCAUAUUUACAGUCACUGUUCUACGUGUGGUCCGUGUACACAGCUCCUUCACAAGUUCUCUUCAUGACGUAACUUAUUACUUGUAAAGAUGCCUUGAAAGAUAUUAAAACCCAAAUGCAUCUGAAACCACUAUGCAGUGCUUUUAUUUCAGAUCUGUAAGGUGACUGUAUUUAAAUCCAAAUUGGAAUGAAAUAGUAGUGAUGGCCUAA